CGGCCAAUGGGAGGCGAGGACGGGGUUGGCGCUGGGUUUGAGCCAGGCUGCGGCGGAUAGUCGUUGAGGUUAUGGUGUCGUGCGGGACCUGAGGGGCGGUGGGCGCGGGGAUGGCGGAGCAGCGGCGCGGUCUGCUGCGGCUAGCGGUGCUGCAGGAGCUGCGCGCUUCCUACGGGAUCAAGGUGAAGAGCGGGGCCUGCUUGGCGGCGGCGAAGCAGCCCGCGGCGGCCGCAGAGAGUAAAGUCUUUGGAACAUCUUUUUAUGCGCUGCCACAAUCUCUGGUGCCAGAAUAUGGAUAUAUUCCCAGCUUUCUCGUUGAUGCCUGUGAAUAUCUGGAAAAGCAUGUUCAUACCGAAGGACUCUUUAGAAAGUCUGGAUCUCUGGUUCGUUUAAAAGCCUUAAAGAGUAAGCUGGAUCAAGGUGAAGACUGCCUCUCAGCUGCACUACCGUGUGACGUUGCAGGGCUUCUUAAGCAGUUCUUUAGAGAGCUGCCAGAACCAAUCCUUCCACCUCAUCUACAAGAUGGCCUUCUCAAAGCUCAGCAGCUAGCAAAGGGGAAGAAAGCUGCAACUAUGUUGCUUUCGUGCUUAAUGACUGACAGAACAAUCGAAGCUCUGAGAUACUUCUUCAACUUUCUGAGAACUGUGUCCUUAAGAUCUAGUGAAAACAGAAUGGAUAGUGGCAACCUGGCAGUGAUUUUUGCUCCCAACCUCUUGCACUCGAAUGAAAAUGAAAAGUUGUCAACAAGUACAGAAAAAAAAAUUCGUUUGCAGGCUGCUGUGGUGCAGACAUUCAUUGAUUACGCAGAAGAAAUUGGACAGGUACCAGAGUUUAUCUUGGAAAAGAUUCCUGCAAUGUUAGGUGUUGAUGCCUUUCAGUCUACUCCCUCAUUGAGGGGCUAUGAAGACAGUGAAAAUGAAUCUCCCAGUGAAUGUAAGAGGAGGAGGCACCGAAGCGUUGGGGAUAUUGUUAGUGGAGCAUUGAAUAAAUUUAAAUCUAACAGAACACCCUCCACUACACCUCAGCAAGACAGAAGCGUCCUUUCAUCUGUGACUCCAGUGGUUCUUACUCCAAGUACUAAGCGUAAGCUUCCAGCUGAUUGCUCUCAGGGCUUGUCCAGCAAGAAGAGAAGAUCUUUUAAGCACGGUUUUGGUUUUGAGCUGUUACCAAGCAGUAUUUUUAACAGCAACUCCACACCAGCAUCAGUUCAGUUUGAAGCAAGCCCUAGUGUGUCUCUCGAGUCACCUCAAGCUUCGUUAUCUCCUUCAACGUGUGGUGAAAAUCAUUUGUCUAGCACAGGGAACAGAAGAAGUAAAAGACUUGCAAGCAAAAAGUUGUACAGGGCUGAAUCAGGAAAAACAGGUUGCUUUUCUCCAAAGAUUAGCCGAAAAGAAAUGGUUCGUAGGUCAUUACGCUUGAAGUUUGGUUUGGGGAAAAGCAGUAGGGAUGUGAAUGUUGCAUCAGGAUGUGCAGUCGGUAAUAGAGCUGAAAAUAUUGGAAGGCGUCUUGCCGGUCAACAGAAUUGGGAAAGCGGAGCUGAAUGUGCAAAAAGAGGUGUACUCUUCAGCCCAUGUAUCAAUGAAAAAGUCUCUAGGAAAGGUUCAAAGAAUGUGAGCAAGUCAGAAGAAAACUUGUUAACUCCAAAAUGCCACAACAAAGUUGUUUACAGAAUGUCAUGGAAUAGUCCUACUGUUACAGAUUCUCAGGAGAUCAGCAGCAAUGAGGGAAUUCUGCCAGAAAACAGUUCUUCAGAAUGUGCUUUUGUAUUUGAAAAGCUACCAGUUCUUCCAGAUGAAUGCAGACUUGCAGCUGAAGAUCAACAAGACAGCAGGUUAAAGCUUUGUGAAGAAGCAAAUAAUUUAACUGCAGAAACAUUACUAAAAGUUAAACAGGCAUUCUCUGGGUCUGGAAGUAAUCUUCACCAUCUGAGAGCUGAUAGAAAGUCGUCUUUCUCAGGUGUAACAGAUGAAGCAUUAAAGGAAACUCUGGGUCUCACAGGGCUCAGUCCAGAGAAAGAAUUGGUAGCUGGAGUUUCUCAGAGUCCAGCAAAGGUAGAGUCCAGAGAGCUGUUCCACCAGCAGUGUCAAUCCUGUGAUACUGAUAAACAGCAACCAAAAAAAGAUGAAAUGAAAACUUUGGAGAAAAAAAGCUUCCGAACUUCUCUUGAGAUUGAACUUCAGGUCCAGAAACCAGAUAUAAGAAAUGUAAUAGAUCUCUGGCCAGUACCUGUGUCACAGGAAGAAGACAAUUUGGCUGUUCAGAACAGUUCAUCAAAAGAUGACUUAAAAUUAGAUUCCUUUGGAAGAAAAGAGGAACUAGAGCUACCACAUUCACAAACAGCUGAAAACGGUACGGUAAAAUGCUGUAGUUCAGAAGAAGGUACUGCUAAACUUCCAGGGACAGGACAGCUUCCUGCAUUGCAGUUGCCUGUACCAGGAAAUGAAGUGGGCAACCAAUACUUGCAAGCUGAUAAUUCUGCUAAAACUUUAACUAAGGCAUCAACUGUUCCUGACCAUGGAAAGGUUUCUGACCACAUACAGUGGUUUAACAGGCUUUCAUUAAAUGACCCAAGUUCUACAAGCAAAACUAAACCACCUCUUAAAUUCCAACGUACUCCUGUCCGACAGUCUGUAAGAAGAAUUAACUCCUUAUUGGAGGCUAACAAAAGACCUAUAAGCUCUCAGCUCAGUAUAGUUAGUGAUGUUGGUUCACCACUUGUAAAAUCUUUGAGCUGUGAUUCUGCACUCUCUUCCUGCACAGAAAAACCCAAUAAGAAUUCCAAUGCUUUGUCACUCAAGAGCGAAAGUACACUUGACCAAGUUUCUACAUCUCAUAGUCAGCUUGACUUAACAUCCAAACCACGCUGCAGACAUCUGCAUCUGUUAGAUAAGCCUGAUGGUUCUGUAAGAACUGCUGGAAUCUACAGACAGAAAGUGACUGUUCAUCCAUCAAAGUCUGUUCUAGAAGAUCUAACCAAUCAGGAAACAGUGAAAUCUUGCUUAAAAGUUAAUACAGAUGUAAAUAUUCCAGAUUUUGCUCCAGAAAAAUCUACAAUCAUAAGAAGUGCUCCAGGAAAAGAAAAAGCUCGUUACAGAGGCUCUCCAAAGAAUCCAAUAUCUAAAGUGAAACUGCUACCAACUGCAAAACCAGUAGACUUGUAGGAUUAAUUAUGAUUGUGAAACGGGGUUAUUGUAACUUGGUUAACCUUUGGGAAAAUCUACUUUGUUUUUGUGAUUUGUACAAGUCUGUACCUUGUACGUAACACUUUGAGGCUUAAGUUGAGGUUUUUUUACUUAUGCUUCUUUUAUAACUGCUAGUCAGUUUGUUCAAAUUGAUUUGAUUUUUUUUUUUUUUUUAGUGUUUUUAUGAAUAUUUGCAUUUGUUGCUUGUUUACCUCAGCUUCUGAAAGCACACUGUGUCCCAGAACAAAUCUUGCGGCAUUUAGCCUGAACACCAAUUACAAACAGACCUAACAGACAUGUAAAAGACACAUCUUGGUGCUGCAUUUUGUUGAUUUCCUUUACUUCCUAGUUUCAGGCAUACUGUAGCACUAUUUUGAUGUUUAAGUUGGGCUUAUUACCAAUUCUCCUUCUGAGAAAUUUUCUUUAUUUCUAUUGGAGUGGAAACUCAGGCAGUGAAAAGUCUUAAUUUCUUCAGGCGACGCCUUCUGCAAUAUGAACCAAGAAUCUUCAGUUGUGGGCAGUAAAAUGUUUUACAACGAAAAGACAGUCUUAACUUAUUUCUAGAGCAAUAGAAUAGUGUGAACUAGAUGGAGCAGAAGAAAAUUUUAGAUGCUGAUGUUGCAAGGGAGGAUGACUGUAUGAAGCCAUAGUCUGUCAAAAGUCGAUUUGCACAAGCAAUUGUUUACAUCUUUUAAAAUGAAAACUGUUUGUCAUCAGUUGUAAGAUUAUUUAAGAGUGAACACUUGAAACUUGUUAGCUUUCUGUAUGUGCAAAUUGUUUGGCAAAAUAUAAGAGCUGAAAGCACUGGAUACUUCUGGUUUUAAUAAAACCAUGGGUUUUGUUCCUUC
Messenger RNA from Lagopus muta (rock ptarmigan), 4030 nucleotides. Its product is annotated as neuroendocrine protein 7B2. Gene Ontology annotation, cellular component: secretory granule. Gene Ontology annotation, biological process: neuropeptide signaling pathway; regulation of hormone secretion. The record is from RefSeq and is a predicted model, not a curated record. The coding region runs from base 111 to 3161 and encodes 1016 amino acids. Gene Ontology annotation, molecular function: enzyme regulator activity. The transcript has 12 exons. NCBI's taxonomy places the organism in Eukaryota, Metazoa, Chordata, Aves, Galliformes, Phasianidae.